AUGUGGCAACUCCAAAGGCUAUGUGCCAAGCGCAUUCUGAGCCGGGGUAUCCCUGCAUCUGCCUGUCGAGAAUAUCUUUAUGGCCCAAACACGAAUAUUCUUUCCAGAAAGUUCACUAUAUCGCCCCGGCGGUACUCAACAGUGUCAGAUGGCUCACAACAAUGGCCCGUUGAUUUCGUUCCAACCCGUCUGGAGUUAAAAUCGCAUCCACUUGGAUGGGAGGUCCUUCAGAAAAGAGUGGAACCAUAUUUUUCGCAAAACUGGAAAUUUACAAGCGAGAGAGAGAAGGAGGGAUUCUUUGCUUUAGGAUUCUCUCGUGCUCUCAAUGAAUGGUUCCCGCUCAUGCUAGAUGAUCGCGCUGAAUUGACGGGGAAAAUGCAUUACUUGGGCCUACUGGUUGAUGACCAACUUGAUAAGAUGGAGAUGUCAGACCUGCUGCAGUACCGAGAGCGAGUAAUGGCAAUAGCACGCGGCGAAUUAUCUCCCAAUAGAGAUUCAUGCCUGGAAUGGAUGCUACAUGAUACACUAACUUCUAUGCGAAGCAUUGAUGAGGUGCUGGCGAAUGACGUUAUUGAGGGGUUUUGUGCUCUUCUACAAGGUCAAACAACCGAGAAUCGCCUGACAGUGAAGCAUUUGGGUCCCUAUCUUGAAUAUAGAGAGGUCGAUGUUGGAAGACCAUUUAGUGCGAAUUUACAUCUAACCUCAGCCGAAAUUGAACAGGCUUCUGCUCUUGAAAGCAGCGCUUUUAGGUUCAUUGGUGUUUUCAAUGAUGUCUAUAGUUGGGAGAAAGAAUGGAAGACCUACCAAGAGAACAAGACUGACGGAGCACAUCCAUUCUCUGCGAUCUUCAUACUGGCAAAAGAGACGGGCUUAUCAUACUCAGCUUGCAAGAGAAUGAUGCUCGUUUACUGCCGGGAGCUGGAGCUAGCCUUCAAACGGUUCGAGGAAGAAAUACGCCAGAGUAGUCCGCAUCUCCGACCAGAGAUGAUCAAAUACAUUAGGGGUCUGGAGUAUCUAAUGAGUGGAGUUGAAUCAUGGACAAAAUGGACACCGCGGUAUCAAACAUAG
Messenger RNA from Penicillium waksmanii, 1068 nucleotides. RefSeq lists its product as uncharacterized. Lineage: Eukaryota; Fungi; Ascomycota; Eurotiomycetes; Eurotiales; Aspergillaceae. The coding region runs from base 1 to 1068 and encodes 355 amino acids. The record is from RefSeq and is a predicted model, not a curated record. The transcript is spliced from 3 exons.